AUGGCGGAGGCUUUGGUCGGCGUUGGACUCGCCGCAAAUGUGGUACAGUUUCUUGAUAUCGGGAUGCGUUUUGUGUCAACUGCGAGGGAUAUCUAUAGCUAUGGCCAGGGAAUGACCGGGGAGCUCCCUGACCUUCGACUUUCCACCGAGAUUCUUCGGGAAACCUUGGAGCAUCUACACGCAUCAGAGACGAAUGUUGGGCCUAUGUCCGAGGGCGAGGUUGGCCUGAGCAAACUUGCAACACAAUGCCAACGGCUUGCUAUUGAAUUAUUGGGCGGAUUGCAAGAUAUGACUUCGCUUGAGAAUUGUGGCAGGCGGGAUGCAUUGAGAGCAGCGGUGAAGAUGAUGUGGAACGAGGACAAGAUAAAGUCCCUGGUUUCCAGACUGGAUAGCCUCAAACAAGCUCUGAUUGUCCAACUUCUGACUGUGAUACGCUGCUACGCUCGUCAAUCGGUGGAGCAGCAAGAACGCAUUUUCAGCCGGCUGGAAGAUAUCCAAGCGGGCACAAAACGACUUGAAGCGGCUCACGAUCAAGGUGAACCGGGCACAAUUGCCAUUGGGCUUGCUUUCCUACAGUUACUAGGGUCAAAAGUUCCAUUCUCCAGCUUUCAAGGCGAAGAAUGGGAUCUGCAGACUCAACUUGUCACCAAAAUCCUCCAGGAAAAGGGACAGAGCAGCAGUUUUUCUCCGUCGAUAGCAGCAUCCCGAAAAGCUGAUCUUCAAGAUGACAUCCUGACUCGACUACAUUACGCUGGUAUGAAUGAUCGACAAGACAGGAUUGCUGAAGCAUACGAAAGAACUUUCCAAUGGAUACUCGAGGAUGAAAGCUCACAACAAACGCGAUGGUCUAACCUCAAACAGUGGCUGGGUUCAGACUCCAGCCUCUAUUGGAUGACAGGCAAGGCUGGAUCAGGCAAAUCUACACUGAUGAAGUAUCUUUGCCAGCAGCAGGGCCAGGUGGACCUAAAAUCGUCAGUUGCUGUUCAAAAUGAAGACCUUAGGCCCGAGCAUGAAUCACGUUGCGCGAAGCAUUUGAGAAACUGGGCUGGUAGUUCAGAAUUGAUCACUGCUACCUUCUAUUUUUGGAAUUCUGGUACAGAGCUGCAGAUGUCGCAAGAAGGCUUACUACGCUCUCUCCUCUACCAGAUUCUGCAAUUUACUCCAGACUUAAUACCGAUCGUCUCGCCUAGGCAAUGGGAAGCACGAUGCUUGUUCAAUGAUAUCUCACGGAAAUGGACUAUUGAAGAAUUGCAAGAUAUGCUUCGAAAAGCUGCUAAAAUUAUAGGUGCGAGUGCAAAGCUUUGCCUUUUCAUAGAUGGGUUGGAUGAAUUUGAAGGCCCGCAUGACAAACUCGUAAGCCUCUUCAAGGAUCUGAUCAGCAAUCCAGGGGUCAAGAUGUGCGUUUCAAGCCGGCCAUGGGUCGUAUUUGAGGACGCAUUUAGUCAUAAGCCAAGUCUAAUGCUUCAAGAUCUUACUUAUGCCGAUAUUCACCUUUAUGUUACCAAACACUUUGAAGACGACGCCAAUUUCUCUAUGCUUCAAAAGAGAGAGCCUCAAUAUGCGGAUGAAUUGGUCAAGAAUGUCGUUCUCAAAUCUUCGGGUGUCUUUCUAUGGGUCCAUCUCGUUGUCAACUCGCUCCUCGCCGGAAUGAGCUACGGGGAUCGCGUAAUUGACCUUCAAAAGAGGCUCGAUCUGUUGCCUCCUGAACUAGAGAUGCUGUACGACAAGAUUCUCCAGAGCCUAGAUCCCUUUUACUUAGGACAUGCAGCGCAAUUAUUUAGAUUGGUAGAACAGAGCCCUGAGCCCCCGUCAUUGUUGCUGCUCUCAUUUGCUGACGAAGACGACAUGAAGACUGCUAUUGAGAGACCGAUUCAACCCUUGUCUGCUGGCGAAGAAGCUUUGAAGAACGACACGAUGUCUCGCCGGUUGAAAAGUCGCUGUAAAGGGUUUCUUGAAGUCGUUGCUGUUUCGAAGGGAAAUGAUGGUAAGAAGGAAGCCACCGUUCAGUAUUUGCAUGGCUCAGUCAAGGAUUUCAUCGAAAGCGCCAAGGUGAAGCGACAACUUGGUGCUUCCCUAGAGCAAUCCUUCGAUCUGCAUUAUAGACUGUCUAUGGCCUAUCUCUCGCUAUUAAAAAUCAUUGAUAUUGAUAACAAUGGACUUUGUGACGGACCUUUCUGGAGUCGUAUACUACGCUGCCUUUACCACACAGCUCGUAUAAUGCCUAACAACCGCUCAUAUGUUAUUGCAUUGCUUGAUGAGCUUGACAAAACAGCGACGUCCAUUGCCAAGCGUCCCUCAAGAUCUAAGGUGUUGUCGUACGACAUCAAAUGUGUAUCAUUAGAGAGCUGGGUUGCAACAGCUCCUUACACGCUACCGUCGAUCGGCUGCAGCUACCUAUCACUCGUGGUUUUCUACCGCAUUCUCGAUUACCUCGAAGCAAAGGCGCCUACCGGCUGCUUGGUAGAGACCAAAUCAGGUGUCAUGUGGCCACUGUUAGUAGACGCGGUGAGUCCCUGGUAUCCAGAGAUCGACGGAGUCCGUGAAGCAGAGCCCGACGUAGACGUGAUUUCUUGCCUAUUGAAGAAAGGAGCCGAUCCCAACUACCACCCAACAGAAAAUCAGCAUUCGAUGAUGUCUUCAGCAUGGUGUUAUACGUUGCUCCAUAUAGCUGAGCAUUGGGAGAGCCGGCAGUUGAGUUCACCUUGGAGAGAGAUUGCAAAGGUUAUGGUUCAAAGCGGGGCAAAGACCAACAAAGGUGAUCUCCAGAAGUACACAUCGUCGGGUAAGAAAAUAGUAUCACAGAAUGUGCUCUCUGCGUUGCGAGAUGAGCUCUCGAUGAUGGAGCCGCCCUCGAGUCGCCGCCGCCGCUUUUCAUGGAACUCCUGGCCUCGAAAGCAAAAGCUCAUGGCCUCCACAAUCGCAGCUCAACGUGAUCUUGUUUACCGCCAAAAGAACCAUCCGUUGCUCACUGCUGAUGAGCCCGCCACCGUCGCUGUACAAAAUGAAGAAUUCAUCCUCAAACCUCUCAACCACACGAAGGAUGAGCCUACUUCAAGAUCUAGCUAUGUGCAAGCAUUGGCUUUAAUGGAGGAGAUCGGGGAUUGGAAUAAUGUUGUCGCGUUGUUAGAAGGCUUCAAGCAGGCGAAGAGGAAAUUCAAGUUUGGUCUCAAGGAGAAGACUUUGAGAAUGUUAGGGAACCAGGGCCAGCUCGGCAUAAUUACUGAGAUGCUCCGGAGAGUGGAUAAAACAGAGGUGAAUUUGAGCGAGGGGAACAUAGCGCAUGAGGCCAUGACAGGUGCCAUACAGAAAGGGAUCAAGGAAGGAGACUGGGCAGCUGCAGUCAAAUACGCCGAGAUGAUCUGGGAAAUGCUUUGGGAGGAACGACAUUCUACUCACGACUUUUCGAGAAGAACAAAUGCAAAGUACUAUCAGUGGAUGGUGGUCCCGACGGAAAAGGCUACAAAACGACCGGAGAUUGUGGGUGCUAUGGUGCUCGUGCACGCGAUGCAGGGCAACAAGGAAGAAACGGAGAGAUACACAACAGCGCUGAUGAAGACAUGGCAUGUCGUGGAGAAGCUAGUAGACAUGGAAGAUUUGCAGAUGAUAAAGCAUGCUUGGAAUAUGCAACUAUUGGCUUACAGCCCACUUCGCCUUGGCUUGAAGAGAGCCGCUCAUCUACUAUCGUCGAGUGACGAGUCCAAAAGGGCAUUCUUGGAAAAAGCCCAGGUAGAUAUCGACGUUGUGACUAAAAGGUGCCUGCAGCGUCUUAAAAUGGGUGAAUUCAUCGGGCGGGGACGAGGUUCUCAGAUGCAUAAAGAGACGGAGAUGUUGAUGACGGAUGCUGAUCCUGAGACCCUAUGA
Messenger RNA from Bacidia gigantensis, 3861 nucleotides. RefSeq lists its product as uncharacterized. The transcript has 4 exons. Lineage: Eukaryota; Fungi; Ascomycota; Lecanoromycetes; Lecanorales; Ramalinaceae. The coding region runs from base 1 to 3861 and encodes 1286 amino acids. The record is from RefSeq and is a predicted model, not a curated record.